Alligator mississippiensis (American alligator) is the source of this 12771-nucleotide messenger RNA. RefSeq lists its product as uncharacterized. NCBI's taxonomy places the organism in Eukaryota, Metazoa, Chordata, Crocodylia, Alligatoridae. The record is from RefSeq and is a predicted model, not a curated record. Gene Ontology annotation, biological process: virion assembly. Bases 7670 to 9190 code for a protein of 506 amino acids. The transcript is spliced from 4 exons.
UAAUAACAUCUUUGAGUGACAAUUGCGAAUUCUGUGUCUUCUUGGCAAUUGCUCCUAAUACUACAGGAAGGGCAAAAAACAUUUUCAUGUACAUAAGAGCUGAGAUUACCAUUGACCUUCUUUUGUUUGAUGCUCCUGGUGGGAUUAGGGAAGAAUUUAGAGAUGUUGAGAGUCUGCGACUCAUCAUAGCUUGAAAGCAAGACAAUGAAAAGUUGAAAAAAUACUGACAGUGGGGUCUGUUCUCAGUGGCAAUGAAGACAACAUUGAAACUAACUCAAAACUGGAGCUCAAGAGAAGCAGCAGGUUUCAGCUGACAGUGCUGGCAGGUUUGCUUCUCAAGCUUUGGAUAUUCUCAAAUACAUUUCCAAGUAUGUAUUACUUCAAAGACCCAUUGAAUGAACACCAGGUGAACUGGUAUGCAGCUCUACCUGAAGCAUGUAGUGCUACUAGCAUUCCUCAAGCAAAUAACAUGAGUGCUUCAAUGUUUCCUGCUGCGUAAUACAACUUUUCAAACACCCUGAAAAUGGCCUCUGUAUAUGGAUAAUCCAGUCCAAUCAUGUUACUAAGAAUGCCAUCCUAUGCUAUACCUGUGCCUGGCUUCCUGUUAUCAGAGAUCUGAUGAAGAAUAUCUUGCAUUCAAAUGCUUGUCUAACUUUAUCCCAACUGCAUAGUUGGUCCAGAAAAAGGUAUCACACCUAGAAAUCCUUGUCUCUUGCAUAAUUUCUGGGCCAUCAUGUCUACAGCAUCCAUCUUACACUACUGUAACAUAGAAGAUAUUGAAAUCCACUGCUUACAAUGGAAAAUCCACAACCUAAAGAAAAAAGAAACCAGAUGACACAGCAACAUCUUCUUCUUAAGCUUAUGCAAAAAACAUAACACCAUCCCAAGGGGACUAAUCAUCUGCAGCCCUCUAGCUAACAUACACAACUCUAUAAAUACGACAAAUGUGCAAAAGAACUUUGGAAAAACUAGGAAACCAUCUUCAACCAUGCUGUGCCUGCCUUCCUGUGAUCAGAGACCUGGUGAAGAAAGCUUGUCUAACUCUAUCCCAUUGAUGCAGUUGAUCUAAUAAAAUAUAUCACCCUAAAAAAAUCCUUCCUUCUUGCAUAAUUUCUCUACAAUCAUGCCUAUAACAUCACUCUUACACCACUGUAAGAAUGGCAUUGAAAUUCAAGAGGAAAUAUUUCUCCUCCUCCCUUUCAUCCAGCACACCUUUUCAUCCAAAAUCCCUUUCCUCCCUGGUUUUUCCUCUUUUCCCAGUCAGCCCAGAAAUUCCCUCUGCUUUACUUAAAAAAAAAUACUUGAUUUUAAAACGCUUUCCUUUUACAAAAGGACCUUUUAUUUAAAAAAUUAAAAAAUAAGGUAUAAUUUUUCUUAAAUUCUUAACAGAUGCACUUUUUAAAGGUUGAACAUUAUGAAUGCAUUUAGUUCCUGACAGCUGUUCUGUAUCAUCUUGGCUAAACAGUAUCAGGAUAAAAGAAACUCUGUAUUUAUUAGAUGGAUAAUUGCUAUUAGUCCUAAAACUUUAUGGGGGCGGGGGGAGAAACAAUUUAAGCCUAUGACUAGGGGCUACAUUUUUCAAAACCAACUAGUGGUUAUCAGGGUGGCAGCUUUUGGCUACCUAAUCUUGGACACUAAAGAGGACCAUGAUUUUCAGAAUAUUUCAAUCUAUCCCCCCCACAUUAAGGCAACCACAAUCAUGAGCACUUUUAAAAUCCUGGUCAUAGAAACUAAAGCAGGAAACAAAUGCAAAAGCAACCGCUAGAAUGAUAUUUACAUGUGCUUGUAAGAAAUAAAAUACCACAAUCUAAAAUAUGCUGAGGUCCACAGUGUAUUUAGUUAAGAGGUUUAUUAAGGCAAACGAUUCUGCCAUAAAAGGAAAUUGGUCUCUCUCAUAUCUGACCCUGCCCUUCAUUGGAUUCUUUCAUUUCAGGAAUCACAGCAUCAUCUACUGGCAUUUUCCAGACUUGAAAUCUGUGCACUGUGGGUGCUCUGAGUCCUUUAAUGACCCUCUGUAUGUAUCCAUUUUAUAGAUCAAACUGCAUCAGUUUGUUACAAAGCACUUUCUUUACAAAAGUUUCCCUCCUGAACCAGACCCCUGCACACUCUGUCUUAAAAGAACGUCCACAGGAAAACUCUAAUAGCUUACACAUUUAGUCUGCAAGGAAACCCAACAGUAAUGAAAAACAAAAGAAGAAUUGUUCUACAAUAUUUAUUAUCCAAGAGGAAAAGGCAUUGGAAAUUGGAAACCUUGUGUGUCUUUGCAACUCUAUAAUGCCGUAUCACUUAUAAAGCCAUAGCCUAUGUUCAUAACUGCUAAUGUGAAAAAGCAUUUGAGCUGCUGGAGGGUACAUUGUGUGAGCAUAAAUGUACAUACACAUGCUUUCAUAAACAUGCUGGGGUAUGUCUGUACCGCAAUCAGAGAUGCAACAGCAGUAUGUGUAGACAAACCUUUGAUAGCUUUGAGCUAGUUGGUUUGGAUACUAGCCAUGGCAGCUUAAGAUUUAGCAUGGGCUAGCUAUCCAAACAUGUAUUAGGGUCCUAAAAGGUAUAAUGUACAGCUUGUGCCUCUUAGCCUGUGAUGCUGUCAGCACUGCUAUUGUCACUCAAGCUAGCUAUGUAUUGUUUAGGCCAGUAGUUCUCAACCUUUGGUACCUUAUGUACCCCUUGCCAAUUGACACGGAAAAAGCAAAACCGGAAGUCCCACCGUGGCACUUCCAGUUUCGCCGCCGUGACCCGAGUCUCACUUUUUCCACCACAGCCCAGGGCAAAGCAGCCUGCAUGGAGCCCCUAUCCCCUGGCACACUGACGCUGGGGAGCGAAAGCCUUGGCACACUGGACACGGCAGGAGGGGCAGAGGCCAGAACUUCCGGCCCAAGUAGGCAAAGACCAAAACACAGCAUCCACGUACCCGCUGCCCGUGUCUCGUGUGUCCCCAGGGGUAUGCGUACCACCGGUUGAGAAACACUGGUUUAGGCUAUACUUAUGUAUGCUGCAAUCAUCACCCUCAAGGGAGGUAGAUAUACUCUACACACAACAGCACAAGUGUCCUUGGAGCUCCCGAGGGACCUGGUCACCACAUCACUCCAAAGGAUACACCCUCAGCUCCUCUCUGUGAUGAACUAGCUCCACUUUUCCUGUCUUUGAAUUGCUUUUAAAUGUUAUUUUUUCUAACCUUUAACAUAGUGUUCUUUAUGGGUGAGCUCCAGAGUCUACAUGAAAAGUCAAGGAAAAAUAUUGAUAACCUUGCCUGAUAGAAGGCCUCAGGGCCCAGAAUGUAUGGGUAAAUUAAGUAGUAUCUUAGACAGCAUCUAUAUUUAUUUUUGCAUCUUGGUGUCCUGGGUAUUAAAAUACAUCAACAUGUCUUUAAAAGGUAAGAUAUAUCGGUAGACAUCUUAAUUUCUAUUCUCCUUAGGAGAAUCCCCUACAGAAAUCCCUGCAGAAUUGCACAGGCUCAUUGACAGCCUGGAUCGCUCUGAACUCAAAUGCAAAGCUCAAUAGCAAGAGCUGAAACCUAUGGAGCCUAUAACUAACAGAGAGCAUACUGGGCAUGAGUCUGACGGGCUUAGUUCCAAACGUGAGCCACAUCUUUUAGUAAAGCCUUCCCCCAACUGCAGCAUUUAUGAAUGAUAGGAAAACCAUACAAGUACUAAACAUCUCAUGGACAAAAAAGAACCUUCCUUUAAAAUGUUUUUAAAAAAGAGACUAAAACAGGAAAAAUGAAAACCACAAAGAAAUCCUGUUUCUAGCUCUGAUAAAGAACAACGGAAAAGAACAAGAACAAAGUAAUCUUCAGACUGCAGGAGAGUUACUGACAGCACCCAAAAGAAAAGACAAAGUUGGAACAGCAAUCCCAAAUGCAUUAAACCAUAACACACCCUAGUCAUACUAAGCAAGGAAAAAAUCCCAUUACUAAACUUUAAAAAAAAUCCACCCACUUACAAAAUUGACUAGAGAAUGAAACUAAAAGGUGCACUCGUUAACUACACUUUCUUUCAACAAUGUUUAAACAAGAUACUUGAAAUCUCAUUUAUUCCAACAGUUGAAACUUCACGAGCAUUAUUACACACCAAAACCAACAUAACCAAAUUUGAUUUUUCCAUGAACUAGUUAUGCAAACUCAGAAAAAAAUCUGUCCACAAAGCCUGAAAGCAGUAAAAAUCAAAGAGAUGUUAAUCCCCCCAUUUAUUGAGUUUCAUUGUGUUUUUAAAUUGCAUGUUGUAGUGUCCAAGGUACACAAGGCACUUUCCAGGUAGAUAAUAAAAGAUUCUUCUACACAGAGAGUUCAGUUUAAGCAAAGGCAAACACCCAGAGAGAGAAACACAAGUGAGGGUUGGUGAAGGGUGGGGUGGGAGAGAGUGGGGGAAGAUAUAUUGUACAUUUAAAAAAAAUGUAGAGAGGUAUUUAGCUAUGUUAGCUUGAAGUCAGACAGAAGGCAGGACAGGGUGGCGCCUAAAGAUUAACUCAUUCAGAAGGGCAUAAGCUUUCAUAGGUGCACAGCCACUUCAUUAGAAGCUAAGAGGAAGCAUCCAACAAAGUAGGCUGUUGCCUAAGAAAGCACUGGAAUGGGGGUCUCAUACUUAUUUAACAUAAAAUUAUCAAAUGUGAGUAGUAGAGAUCAUUAUUAUAUAGGAGCUCAGCCCAGAUCCUUUAUUUGAACACUCUUAAACGAUGCAAAAAUUAAGAUCCAACACUUUUUUUUUCUUCUCAAGUGAUUUAUAUUAUGGCAAACUUCCUUUUAGUAGGGCCUCUAGAACCUAAAUACCUUCUUAAGAACAUAAGAUAUGCCACGCUGGGUCAGGCCACAGAGCUCUCUAGUUCAGUAUCCUGCUUUUCACAGUGGCAAAGAGGAGAUGAUAAGGAUAAUAGUAUUUAAGCAAGGCAUAUCCAGAAUGAACUACUCCUUGCCUCUUUCUCCCUUAAACUUCCAGCAUUCAGACACCUCUGAAGCUCUAAUUUAGAGAUGGCAUCCCUAACUUUAAUAUUUACCACCUGCUGAUGGACCUACUCUUCAUGAAUUUGUUCAAUCCUGUUUUGGAUCUGGUUAAAUUAUCAGUCUCCACAACAUCCUGCAGCAAUGAAUUCCACAAGUUGAUUAUGUGUGUGUGAAGAACUCUGUUUGCUUUAAAUCUACCUAAUGACUUUAUUUGUAUAAAUGAGCAGAUCUAGAGUUUUAAAAGAGGAAGGUAGAUGGUGUGGUGCAUCAUCACAUCUAAAACCAGCAAUUUUUUUCUCUGGUUAAAAAUAAACUAGAAGCUUUACUAAUAUGCUAAGGGCCUAGGGCUGUAUUUUUCAGUUUAAGAUUGAAGCAAAAACAAAUAUAACUUCAUUGGAAUGAGUUAAAAAACAAUAUGCAGGGCUGUGCAAUAGGAGCAUCAUUACCAGGAGCAGCUAACAUACAACAGAAUUGCAGAAGAAAGGAUAGUUUGAUUGAUGGAAAAUCAAGACGAUUAAAAAGAAGAAAGGGUCAUUAACACCUGUGGAAUGAAGAGUUUAGAAAGGAUCAGGUAGAUUAUAAUGAGCCAUGAAGUCAAUCGACUUCCUCAGCACUGCCUAACUAGAAAAGCUGGUGCCACUGCCUGGCAUUAGUCGACCAGGAAUCAAAGAAGGGGCACCCCCACCCACCCACCCAGAUCCACCCAUUUGUAUAUCCCCUGGUUCUAGGCUAGCUGGUUCUAGUCUUAUGGUUUAUAUUCAGUAAACCAGUAGAUCCUUCAGUAUACCAGGAAAUACUGAGGAGUGACCCAAGACAUUAAGAUCUUAUAACCUAUAAGUGUUUUUAGCCAUCAGUGCAGAAUAACACCAGUAUAAAUCCCUACAGUUGACAAAGCGUACCAGUAGAUACCAUAACUUGUGCUGGUGCAACUCCACCAUUAUAACCACGGUCAUUGCUAAGAACCUCAGUAUAGAUAAUGACCAAGGCCAGUUACGUAACUGGUGGGAGCCAGGGUGCAAAAAUAGCUUCCUCUGCUAUUAUCUGUGCAGCCAGUAGCACUGCCCUAUAUGCUAAAGCUGCCCGGGGCAAGAAGCUGCCCUGUUAUGCCUGACUACCUCACCUCCCUCCUUCCCCCUCUUUUUCUCUCUCUGGAGCUAAGCAUGGCAAUGCUGACAAAACUUUGAAUUUCUGAUGACAAAAUGAUUGUAGGUAUUUUUUAUAAAGUGUUGGAGGACAGGAACAGAAUCCACUUUUCCUUAAUAAUUGGGAGGAAUGGAUUCAAAUUCAAUUCAAGAAGAAAGAAUCCCAAUAGUAGUGCUUCCCACCUGUCAUUAGACUCAAAGCACCCUUUGAAAAAUGCCAGACCCUAGUUUUCAAUAAUUUUUUACUACAAAAACAUGAGAGCAAUUUUUCUGUUGCAAAGAACUCAGAAAAAUCACAACAGGGCAGAAUGUUUGUGCUACUGUGGAUUUCUAUUCGAAAUCUCUGGGUUUACUUUGUGAAUUAUAUGCAGGUGUUUGCACAUCUACAGGAGUAUCUACACAUGAUGCUACAUCACCAUAGCAAUGCGCUAUGGCGGCAUAGUGUCCACAGGUGCCUACACGUGACAAGCAUCUACUUUGUGGUAGUACUGUAGUACAAAUACGCUAGAUUUUAGACACAAAGCCUAGAUUUAGACAUAAUGCUUUACUUUUGCAAUAUGCUUCUGUAUCCAGUACGGCUUGCAAGUAGAUUCUACAUAUAGGUUAAGGCCUGCUUAACACUUAGAACUAGCACAGUGACCUAGAGUUACACGAAGACAGGGGGUUACUAGAGGGCACCAAGUUUACCGCAGUACCCCUGUGCAAAACACGCAGGUGCGACAUAUCCCAUAAUAAGUUGAGCAUAGCAACCUUUGAACUUCGACAUCCUGUGGAAGCUUAGAUAUGACCUUUGGAAACUAUGACGUCUUGAAUAGAAGCUUGUAGAAAUCGUAAGACAACCAAUAGUUGCAAGGUUCUUUGUCUAGAUAAGCUAUAAAAAGACCCCCGGACAGUACCCUGGGGUCGACUCUGCUUUGGGUUACUUAACCCCUUUGUCGAUCGAUUGCGCAAUCAAUAAACUUAUAAUGGACCUAGCCUGAACGUGUGACUCCCUCCUUGAGGUAUUUGGAUUAAGCCUCCAGGGGCACGAAACUAGCAAUUUGUGCAACAAUUUGGCGAGCCAGCCAGGAGACGCCUCUGGCCACUCCGUGGGUCGGACGACGAGACAGGCGAAGGGGUUGCGGACGUGGCCACCAGACACCGCCUUGGAGUCUGCCAUGGUCCCCGGGUACGUGAGUCGGGACACUCGGAAGGCUGAAGGCUCUCCUCAAAAGGAGUCAACCAGGCUGAGUGGGUCCAAAGAGAAGGCGCCGGGGUGUUGGCAGAGUAAGUAUUCGUUUUCUUGUGUCACUUGGGUAGUCUGCCGGGGAAAUCGGGAGUCCGGACAUUGGCUUUGACGUUCGGCACAUAGGUCUGAACUUUGGAAGUCCGGACAUUGGUAUUAGUGUUCAGCAGGUCGGUCUGAACAUCAGCCCUGGGGACUCUGUUAAGGGGAAACAUGAGCCGCUGACCAGGUCUGAGACUUAAGGCUGAGCCUAGCCGCCCCGAUUCUGCCUAACAAGGUAGCAUCGAACGCAAGGGGGCUCAGCUGGAACCUCGUGACUCAGCGGACAGGACUCUGAGUGAGUAUCUGUGUAUAUUGGUUGACACAAUGGGUUCGGGUAGCUCCCGAGAAGAAAACUCUGCAACCCCAUUAGGAUGUAUGUUAAGAAACUUUAGUAAAUACAAAGGGGAAUACGGGGUAAAAAUGACGAAGGAUGACUUGAUUAAGUUUUGUCAGUUAGAGUGGCCGACUUUCGGGGUUGGGUGGCCAGAGACCGGCUCUUUUGAUGUAAAGGUGGCUAAUGCAGUGUUAAAGGUGGUAACAGGGGACGGUCAUUGGGAUCAAUACCCAUAUAUAGAUUUCUGGGUUACAGCUAUAAUGACUCCCAUCGCCCCGUGGGUCCAAAGAUGUAAAGAAGAAAUGUGUAAAAUCUUGCUGGCAAAAGACACUAGGAAGAAGCCCCAAGUACUUGCUGAUUCUGGUAGUGAGGGAGAUCUGACUCAGGGAUCAAGGCGUAGGGAUAGACCACAGCCUCCGGCCAAUAACCAAGCUUCAAGGGAGGAGAGCCCAGAGAGUUCCCUGGCAUCAUCCCAGAGUACCUCCAGCAGCCCGGGAGGGACUGCCUCCAGCAGCCUGGGUCCGGAAAGUUCAGCGAACUCCCCCGGGACGUCUCAAUCAGACCCUAACACUUUGAGGAGAGAGAGAGAGGGAAGCCCAAAAAUUCUCAUGGCAACAGCCCCCCCUGCUUAUAAACCAAGAGAGAAAGACAGACCUCAGGAUCCUGUCCUGGAUCCCGAUCCGGAUUGGCCCUGGCCAUCGGCUGACUGGCCCCUGCUCCUGACUUGGUGUCCUGAGUAUGGGGAUGGAUGGGCACUGGCACCACCACCACCACCACCUCUACCACCACUGCUACCACCACGCCGAUCCAUUAGUAGCACCCGCAAUCAGAAUCCUCAAUACCGAUACCAGUGUCCGAUGAGACAGGUGGCAGUUCAAGGAGAGGAGCCCACCUUUGUCUAUGUGCCUUUUCACACAUCGGACUUAUUUAAUUGGAAGAAUCAAAAUCCGUCUUUUAGAGAGGACCCCGAGAAAAUGCAGAGCUUGUUCCGGUCAAUAGGGCAGACUCAUCGACCCACCUGGGCUGAUGUUCAGAUGAUGUUACAUACCCUUCUGACUUCAGAGGAAAGGCGAUUGGUACUGGGAGCGGCAGAUCGGAUAGCUGAGGGGCAAGUAGGGCAGGGAGGAGACAUGCGGAAUAUAUGCCCUAUUGAAAGUCCCGAUUGGGACAACAAUUCACCGGAGGGAAGAGAGCGAAACAGUAGGUACUUAGGAAUUAUAGUGGAAGCUCUGGGCAAAGCAGUACCACGAGUAACUAACCUCUCUAAAUUAUAUGAGGUCCGUCAAGGAAAGGAUGAAUCUCCCUCGAGUUUUUUGGAACGGUUGUAUGAUGCCUUUAAAAAAUUUAGUAGCUUUGACCCUGAGGCCCAAGAGAAUCAGCUCAUGGUGAACAUGCUGUUUAUUGGGCAAGCAGCCCCAGACAUAAGGAAAAAGCUGCAAAAGACUGAAGGAGGACCAGGGAAACCUCUUUCGGAACUCGUGGAAAUUGCAUAUAAAGUGUAUGGAAAUUGAGAUCAGGUAGCGGAAAGAAAGGAGGAAAAAUGCAGGCAGAAGCAGAUGGCAAUGCUAGCAGCCGCCUUGAGCAAAAAUCCAAGUUCUGGUGGGGGAUGGAAGGAGAUACCUGGGGGGGGGCAAAAGAGAGGAAAAGGCCGACUUCAGCCUGAUGAAUGUGCAUAUUGUCGAGAGAAGGGACAUUGGAAAAAGGAUUGUCCUAAAACGAAGGACAGAAAGAAGGAAACCCAACCGCUGAUUCGUCAGAUGCGGGUGGAAUCCUCAGGGGAAGACUGUAGUUGAAGAGAACCAGGAUCCAAGACCACCACCCUGUGGGCAAAUGCCCGAAAGGAUCCCAUGGUAGAAAUGAGGAUUGGUGGCAGAAAAUACCAGGCUCUAGUGGAUACUGGAGCAACCUUUUCCAUGAUUCCCGUAAAACCCCCUCUAGCUGAAGAAAGCGGGAAGUGGGUGACUGUAGAAGGGAUAGAGGGAAGACAAACCAGAUUGCCAGUAUGUAAGCCCCUCCUCACUAAGAUUGGGAAUAAUAUGUUGGAGCACGCUUUCGUAGUAUCAUCUGCCUGCCCAGUAGCCCUUCUGGGGCAAGAUUUGUUAACAAAAUUGCAAGCUGAGAUUUUCUUCCGUGAGGAUCAAAUUGUGGUGUGGCUGCCGGUAAAGCAGGGAUCAAAUUACCAAAUGGCCCUUCGAACAGUCAAGAUAGAACCCAAAACAAAAAUUUUUGAGAUUUUAGAGAAUGUUGAUUUAUGUGUGUGGGCGGAUGGGACCCCUGCCCGGGCAAAAUGUAUAGAUCCAGUCAAGAUUAUUCUGAAAGAAGGAGAGGGUCCUGUACGUGUAAAACAAUACCCUCUGAAGACAUCCACCCAGACAGGCUUGAAACCACCGAUUGAAAAAUUCAAGCGGUAUGGGUGGUUGAUAAAGGGAUCAUCCCCCUUUAACACCCCGAUCCUGGGUGUGCCAAAAGCCGAUGGCACCUCCUUCAGAUUGGUGCAAGACCUGAAAGCAAUAAACAAAAAGGUCGUAGUGGAUCACCCAAUAGUACCAAAUCCUCACACCAUUCUAACCCAGGUCCCAGCCGAAGCCAGUGUAUUUUCAGUACUAGAUUUGAAAGAUGCUUUCUUCUCUAUUCCGCUACAUGAGGAAAGUCAGAAAUUAUUUGCCUUUGAAUGGGAAGACGGACACGUAUCAUAAGACUCAGUUGUUGUGGACAGUGCUACCCCAGGGAUUUGUCUCGUCCCCCCAUAUCUUCGGAACAGCAUUGCAAAAAGACUUGGAGAACUGGAAAGAGAGGCACCCUGAGGUGGCACUAUUGCAGUAUGUUGAUGAUUUAUUGAUAGCAAGUCCCGAUAUACAGACAGGAAAAAGAGCGACAGAAUCCUUGCUGAAUACCUUGGGAAAGAAAGGAUAUAAGGUGUCAAGGGAAAAAGCUCAAAUUUGCCAACCCAAGGUUACAUUUUUGGGAUACGAGAUUAAGAAGGGGGUUCGGGCUUUGAGUAAGGAUCGAAUCCAAGCAAUACAAGACCUGCCUGCCCCCAAAAAUCCCAAAGAACUGCGAGCCUUUUUGGGCCUAACCGGGUUCUGUAGACUAUGGAUUCCAGACUAUGGGGGAAAAGCCAAACCCCUAUAUGAGUCUCUCACUAAGGAAGGCAUCGCUAAUUGGAAAUGGACUAAAGAAAAUCAGCAUGCGUUUGAGCUACUGAAGGCUGCCCUUUUACAACCACCCGCUCUGAUGAUUCCAAAUGGACGCAAGCCGUACAGACUGUAUGUGCAUGAGAAUAAGGGGGUGGCCUAAGGGGUCUUAACUCAACCAGUAGGCCCAACUUGGAAGCCUGUGGGAUACUAUUCCAAGGUCCUAGACCCAGUGGCAAAGGGGUGGCCUGCAUGUUUGAGGGCUGUUGCCGCCACAGCUACUCUUGUGGAGGAGGCCCAAAAGAUUGUUAUGGGAGCUGAUAUGGACAUACAUACCCCACAUGGGGUUCCCCAGAUUCUCGGAGGAGAGGGAGGAAAAUUUUUAAACCCCUCCAGACAAUCCAGAUAUGAAAUCUUUCUCCUAUCUAACCCAGGCCUUACCUUCAAGCACACCACUGCUCUAAACCCAGCCACCCUGAUACCAGAACCGGGACCUCCGUGCCAUGACUGCUUGGAAGCAUUGACACAAACAGUAUUGAUUCGUCCUGAUUUGACAGAUGACCCCCUCGAGAACCCAGAGGAGGAGUUUUUCGUAGAUGGCUCAAGUAGUGUGAUACAUGGCACGCGACACACGGGAUGUGCUAUGGUAACGUUGACUGAGACUGUGUGGAAGGAAAAACUCCCUGCAACCUGGUCAGCGCAGGCAGCGGAACUUACUGCCCUAACCCGUGCAUUGGAAUUAGGAAAGGAAAAAAGGGUGAACAUUUUUACAGACUCACGGUAUGCAUUUGCCACCGUUCAUGCCUAUGGAUUGUUGUGGAAGGAGCGUGGGUUCAUCACGGCCUCUGGACAAAGAAUUGCCAAUGGGCCACAAAUUGUGAAGCUGUUGGACACCUUCCGAUUACCAAAAGAGGUGGCCAUAGUACACGUGAAGGCCCAUGGCAAGGCUGCAAACGAACAUCAGAGGAAAGGGAAUGCAAAGGCUGACACAGCAGCCAAAGAAGCGGCACAGAUGGGAGGAGAGGCAGCGUUUCAGGGGUCAGUCCAUGACGUGGCCUUUUUCUUAGAGGAUCGUAAAGUGGAGUACGGUCCAGGGUCAGAUAAGCUAGCCGCCGAGCUUAAAGCCAGUAAAAAUUUGCAGGGGUGGUGGGUCGUACUUGGAGGAAAAGUGUUAAUACCUCGAAGCCUAUUGAGAGAAAUACUCCACCAGCUGCAUUCUUCCACUCACAUGGGAGGAACCGCGAUGGGGGAUUUGUUAACUCGUCAGAUGGUAGCCCCAGGCCUUUACCUGGAAGCCCAGAGAGUGGCCUCUCAGUGCCCGACCUGCCAAAAGGUGAAUCCGAGGUCCGCGAAGAUGCCGGCCCCCAUGGGAGGGAGACCUUGGGCCCAGUGUCCUGGACAGGCUUGGCAGAUUGACUUUGCUGAACUGCCUAGAUCUGGUCAUUACCAAUACCUACUGGUACUUGUGGAUCAAUUGACUGGGUGGGUGGAAGCGUACCCCACCAGAACGGCUACUGCAUCCACAGUGACACGAGUGUUACUUCACGAAAUAAUACCCAGAUUUCUGUUGCCUGAAUCUAUUGAGUCAGAUCAAGGUAGUCAUUUUGUGGGGAAGAUAGUACAGGAAGUGUCCAAAGCAUUAGAUAUCAAGUGGAAGCUCCAUACCCCAUGGAGACCCCAGAGUUCAGGUCAGGUGGAGCGCAUGAAUAGAACACUGAAAGUUAUGUUAACAAAAAUAUGUAUUGAAACUCGUUUGAAAUGGCCGCAGGCACUCCCACUGGCUUUAACUCGUAUUCGUAGCACACCCCGUAGGGGGAUUAAAUUGUCACCUUUUGAACUGAUGUUUGGUAUGCCUCCCAGGGUCUUGCCAGCAGGAUGGAGGGAACCAGUUACGAUAGAAUUAGGCAAAUCCGAGAUUUGGGAACAUGUUAUUGCCUUGCAGUCUGUUUUGUCUUCCC